AUGGCGGCGUCGGCCGCAACUCACAAGGAGCGGCAAUUCCUUGCCGUCAUUGGCGAUGAAGACUCCGUCACCGGUCUUCUCCUUGCUGGUAUCGGGCAUGUGACCGACGGACCGGACGCCCAAAGAAACUUCCUCGUCGUCGAUUCCAAGACCGAAACCUCCGAGAUUGAACGGGCAUUCCAGAGCUUCACCCAAGACCGGAAAGAUAUUGCCGUGGUCCUGAUCAACCAGCACGUCGCAGAGCGCAUCCGUCACAGCGUCGACGCAUUCGCCGAACCCUUCCCCGCCGUUCUGGAGAUCCCCAGUAAAGACCACCCCUACGAUCCCGAGAAAGACAGUGUCCUCAAGCGAGUACGACGUUUGUUUGGCGAGUAA
Penicillium alfredii is the source of this 375-nucleotide messenger RNA. Its product is annotated as H(+)-transporting V1 sector ATPase subunit F. The transcript has 5 exons. Gene Ontology annotation, cellular component: fungal-type vacuole membrane; proton-transporting V-type ATPase, V1 domain. Bases 1 to 375 code for a protein of 124 amino acids. The record is from RefSeq and is a predicted model, not a curated record. Gene Ontology annotation, molecular function: proton-transporting ATPase activity, rotational mechanism. Gene Ontology annotation, biological process: proton transmembrane transport. NCBI's taxonomy places the organism in Eukaryota, Fungi, Ascomycota, Eurotiomycetes, Eurotiales, Aspergillaceae.